UAUGAAGGUCAGUUAGAUCUAUGCCAAAAUCCAAGAGGAAGAUUGGAAAGCCCUACUCGGUGUGAUCUAUGUGAGUACAGAUGUAAAACGUCAAGUCAUUUGAAAAGCCAUGAACGAACACACUCUGGAUUAAAGCCCUUUCCCUGUGAGUAUUGUGAUUACUCUGCAGCUUUUGCUGGUCAUCUCAGGAUGCAUAUUCGUAGAAUACACACUGGUGAGCGUCCAUUUCAGUGUCAAGACUGUGAGGUGGCAACCUUCACAAAAUGUGAAUUAACUAAUCACUAUCGACUCAAACACUCUGGUGAACGUCCUUUUGCUUGCAAAUUGUGUAGUUUUAAAACUGUUGCCAAAAGUGGACUUAUUCAGCACAUGUUAGUUCAUGCUGAAAGAAAUCAUGCAUGUGACGAGUGUGAUUAUAAGUCGAACUCAAAGUCUACUUUAGCAAAGCACAUGUUAACACAUGGUGAGCGAACUUUAAUUGAGUGUAGUAAGUGCGAUCACAAAGCCAAAAAUGCUCGUCUUUUGAAAAGCCAUGAAUUAACUCACGGAAAACGUACCCGUAACCUGGUCUGCUGUUUUUGCAAGUAUAGGACUCAUUUGAGAAAAUAUCUAGAAAAUCAUAUAAGACAGAUUCACACAGAUGAAAGGCCCUACAAAUGUGACCUAUGUAGUUAUGCUGCCAAGCAAUCUAACACCCUCACACGACAUCGUGCUACUCAUUUUGAUGACCGUCCUUUUGUGUGCACGGAAUGUGAUUAUGCAUCAAAGACAAAGAAGUGUUUGACAAUGCACAUGCUCACACAUACAAAUGAAAAGCCGCAUCAGUGUGACCAAUGCGAUUUCGCAACAGCACAAUUAGGUAAUCUAACAGCUCAUAUCAGGGCUGUACACACCAGAGAAAAGCCAUUUAAAUGUGAUUUUUGUGACCAAAGAUUUACAGAGAAGUCGUACCUUAAAAAGCAUAGAAGAACUCACACAGGUGAAAAACCAUAUAGCUGUACUAUGUGUGACUAUGCUGCUACACAAAAGGGAGCCCUAGACAGCCAUUUCCGUGCAAAGCACACCAACGAAAAGCCUUUCACCUGUUCCAAAUGUGAUUAUAAGGCAGCAAGUCAAAGCUCAAUUGCAACACACAUGCGGUUUCACACUCAAAAGCGAGAGUAUAAAUGUGACAAAUGUGACUUGGCCUUUAAUACAUCCUCUAACCUUAUCGCACAUGCAGUGGUUCAUUCUGAAACACAGCCCCACGAAUGUUCUUCCUGUGAUUUUAAAACUGCUCACAAACGUGUUCUUCGUCGUCAUAUGAUGAUCCAUACAGGAGAAACCCCUUACUGUUGCGAUUUAUGUGAUUUCAAGGCUAACAGAUCGGAUAAGAUUGGUGCCCACAUCAAGAAAGUACACUCAAAAUAAUCAACUAAUCAAGGUCAAGUACAAAGAUCCCAUGUUUUAGUAUGAUUUUUCUUUGCAAGUUCCAGCCUAGCCUCAAUAUUACGGCUGGUGUAAUUAGUAGAUGAGGUUUGAAGAUCAAUUAGCUAAAUUUGAAAUAAUAAACUACUAGCUAACAGUUUAUAUAAUAAACAUUUUAGUGAUUUUUAGGGGUUUCUUUUACAUUAUUAAACUGCACAACAAUAAUAUAAUGGAUGUGGGCCCCACAAUGUGGCUCAUUGUUAAAGGCAAUUGGCAAUUUGAGUUUCAUGUUUUGUUCAAAUUUUCAGCGAAUUGACCUAAAAUUGCACGAAAACAUAUUAGUAUUUUAUAACAGCCCUAAUCUCACCACUUUUAUAUUUAACUUGAUUGAACAUAAUGUUUUGUAUUUAAUUUGUUACCAUAUUAAUAUUAUGUUAUUGUAACUAUGUUUGACUUGUGUGCAGGUUUGG
Messenger RNA from Bolinopsis microptera, 1877 nucleotides. Its product is annotated as zinc finger protein OZF-like. The annotation marks the transcript as partial. The transcript has a single exon. Lineage: Eukaryota; Metazoa; Ctenophora; Tentaculata; Lobata; Bolinopsidae. The record is from RefSeq and is a predicted model, not a curated record.